Molecule: messenger RNA, 2127 nt
Organism: Camelina sativa (false flax)
Lineage: Eukaryota; Viridiplantae; Streptophyta; Magnoliopsida; Brassicales; Brassicaceae
Source: RefSeq, a predicted model, not a curated record
AUGAUUAAUGGAGAUUUUAAUGACAUUCUCUAUCCAGCUGAAACCUCAAAUGCUAACAUUGUUUGUUCUACAAGAGGAAUCAGGAUGUUUGGUGAUUGCCUAGCUGAUUUAGGUCUCUUUGAUCUUCCGUUUAGUGGUCCUCAAUUCACUUGGACAAAUAAAAGAUCAAUAGAUCUUACUGGGAAGAAAUUGGAUCGUUGCUUGGUGAAUGGGCGUUGGCUGUCAAUGUUCCCAUUUAGUCAUUGUACCUUUGAGACUCCAGAGUUUUCAGAUCACUCACCUUGCUUUAUUCAGCUUGUCACUACUCCUCCUUCUUAUGCUUGGGUUAAGGUUGGUGUUCCUAUGUCUACCCUUAAAGACUUUUGUUUCAAGCUGAAAAAGUUGAAAGGUCCUAUGAAAUUUUUGAUGAGGUUUAAUUUUAGUGACUUAGUGAAGAGAGUAGUGGAGGCUCACUCUAAGCUUAAUGCCCUUCAGCUGAUAGCCUUGAAUGAUCCUUAUACAGUCAAUCUUCAGAAUGAAUUGUUAGCAAAAGACGUGUGGAUGCAUCUUAGUCUUGCUGAGGAAUGUUUUUUCAAACAGAAAUCUCGUCUCACAUGGUUAGGUGAGGGUGAUUUUAACACUUCUUUCUUCCAUAAGACAAUUAAGGGUCGGUUUUGUCCUCAUUUGCUUGUGUUUCUUGAAUCUUUGCUCCAAUCUACUUGUUUGAAUGCUCAACAAUCUUCUCUGUCCUCUCCUUUCUCAAAUGAAGCAAUCAAGACUUGCCUGUUCAAAAUGCCUUUGAAUAAAACUCCUGGACCAGAUGGAUUGCCUGCUGAGUUUUUUAAGUCGAGUUGGUAUAUUAUUGGGCAGGAUUUAACAAUGGGAGUGCAACAAUUUUUUCUGGAUUCUUUUAUCCCAUCCGCCUUAAAAUCGACAAGUCUUAUCCUUAUUCCGAAAAUUCCAGGGACACUUGAUGUUAGGGAUUUUCGUCCUAUCUCUUGUCUCAAGAUGGCUUAUAAGAUCAUAUCUCGGCUUUUAUUAGAUAGGUUAAAGAUUCAUCUUCCUGAUCUUAUUCUUCCUAAUCAAACCGCCUAUAUUACGGAUAGACUACUAUUGGAGAAUGUGUUAUUGGCCUCAGAAGUUAUGCAAGGCUAUCAACUUGCUUCAGGUAAAGAAAGAAUCACGCUGAAAGUGGACAUUUCUAAGGCCUUUGAUUCGGUCAGAUGGGACUUUCUUCUUAGCUCUCUUCAUGCUUAUAAGGUUCCUCAGGGUUUCAUUAAUUGGAUUAGAGCAUGUGCAUGCUUCCCUUCAUUCAGUAUUAGUAUUAAUGGGGUUUAUUCAGGCUUUUUUAAAGGAAGGACAUGUUUGCGCCAAGGAGAUCCGUUAUUCCCCAUUCAGUUUGUUAUGAUAAUGAAUGUGUUAUCUCUCAUGUUGAACAAAGCAGCAGAAGAAGGUUCUUUCAAUUACCAUCCUGGUUGUGAGGAUCUUAAGCUUACACAUCUUUGUUUUGCGGAUGAUUUAUUAAUCUUCUUAGAGGGCUCUGAGCACUCUUUGAGAGGAGUUAUGUCAGUCCUCUCAGAAUUUGAGGAAAUGUCUAGACUGGGAAUGAAUAUUGAGAAGACCUCCAUGUUUUGUUCCGGUUUAAGUGAGAGUAGUUUGGAAAGGCUACAUUUACUUUGCAAUCUGAAGCACGUCUCACUUCCAGUCAGAGAUGGUUCUUUGUGGGUGGCAUGGAUUAGAAGAUCAGAUGGUCCUAGUCUUUUAGGGAUCCCUCUGCUUUCAACUGUGGCUGAAUUGAGAAUUGAAGAUGGUUGGUCUCUCCCUACUGCUAGAUUAGAGAGACAAUUUCUUCUCCACUCUUUCAUCUAUACCAUUACCAUGUCUACUUCAAAUGAUACUCCGGUUUGGGCUGUUGAUGGUAUAACUCACAGGUAUUACUCUUCAAAAGUUGUCUGGUAUGCUGUUAGGAUUUCAAAAUCUGUUAAAUCUUGGGCUCCGCUUGUUUGGCACAAAGUUGCCAUCCCAAGACAUGCUAUAACCACUUGGUUGUUUAUUCUCAAUCGUAAUCCUACUCUUGAUCGUUUGUCUACUUGGGGUUAUGAUGUUGAGUUAGACUGUCUCCUUUGUGGGUUAGGCCAUGAAUCAUGA